This is a messenger RNA of Mesorhabditis belari, 840 nucleotides long. NCBI's taxonomy places the organism in Eukaryota, Metazoa, Nematoda, Chromadorea, Rhabditida, Rhabditidae. The record is from the annotation of a GenBank genome assembly.
AUGGGUGGACAUGUCACUUUCAGCAAUCAUCAAUAUUACAAGACAGCCACCCGGUGGGCGGUCGAGGAAUGGAAUGAGAUCGGGAGGAAUUGCAAGGUCGACAUGAGUCCUUUAUGGAACGAGCCGGGUAUCCACCUUGUUCCCUAUCCAGCUCAAUUCGCUGUACCCCUUUUCCCGAAUGAACAUAAAGAGAAAUGUUUACGAGAUUUGAGAGAAAGAUACAGUGAUCAAAACGGAAAACUCUCGAAGAAUGCCACCUUUGAGGAGUGGGUGUUGAGGAAUUUUGGACCAGCGAUGAAUGAGGCUUUCUUUAUCCCAUACACAAUCAAGGUUUGGACCCUGGGAGUCGAAGAAAUGUCGUCGAAUUGGGUGGGUGAACGAGUGGCAAAAUUGCCGAAAGAGCGAUUAGAGGAGCUUUGUGCGAUGAGCGAAGAUGAAGUUGUGAUGACACCGAAUGGAGAAAAAUAUUGGUCAUUGCUGGUUGAGUGCGCGAGGAAACCAGAGGAUACAACUGCCAGCGAAGAAGAGAUCAAAAAAGCCACCGUUGCUGGCCUUGUGAGAAAAGGAAUGAUCGAAGAAGGAAACAUUGUCUCACUUUGGUCGACCACAUUAAACUACGGAUAUCCCAUUCCAACUCCGCAACGAGAUGAAGAGCUAGCUCGAGCACAUCGAGAACUGGAGAAAUGGUCGAUCUAUUCUCGAGGCAGAUUUGGCGGAUGGAAAUAUGAAGUGAGCAAUCAGGAUCACUGCUUUUUGCAGGGUAAAGAAUUCAUCGAUCGAAUCGUUUUGGGUGAACCCGAGCGAAUGUACAAAACGUGUGUUGAUGAGUUUGCAGAAGAA